GUGUGUGUGUGUGUGUGUGUGUGUGUGUGUGUGUGUUUAAUAACCCCUCGGUUAUUAAAACAUUUAAAAUAAAUGUACCUAAAUCAUAUGUCUAUGGAUACGCUUGAUGAAACAAACAAGUUUUCAGCAGGCGUCUAAAACAGUACUGUAUAGUCAAGGUGCCUGCCUUUUGUGGGAGUUGGAGAGGGGGUCUUCAAGGCUUUAUGCCAGCAUUCACAGAUGCAGGCUGUAUACACAUCACCAUUUAUUUCGACUCCCCUGCGCUGCCCACCCCACCACUGGUGUUUAGUCCAGUACAGUGGUACCUCAGUUUACAAACACAAUUGGUUCCGGAAGUCUGUACUGAACCUGAAGCGUACUUAACCUGAAGCGAACUUUCCCAUUGAAAGUAAAGGAAAGUGGAUUAAUCCAUUCCAGACGGUCCGUGGAGUACUUAAACUGAAGCGUACUUAACCUGAAGCAAACUUUCCCAUUGAAAGCAAUGGAAAGUGGAUUAAUCCGUUCCAGAUGAUCCGUGGAGUACUUAAACUGAAGCAUACUUAACCUGAAGUGAACUUCCCCAUUGAAAGUAAUGGAAAGUGGAUUAAUCCGUUCCAGACGGUCCGUGGAGUACUCGAAGCGUACUUAACCCGAAGCAUGGGUGUAAUUGGUUCUGGAAGUCUGUACUUAACCUGAAGCGUACUUAACCUGAAGCAAACUUUCCCAUUGAAAGUAAUGGAAAGUGGAUUAAUUCGUUCCAGACAGGUCCGCGGAGUACUUAAACUGAAAAUACUCAAACCGAGGCGUACUUAAACUGAGGUAUGACUGUACACAUGACAUUGGUCAGCAGUGUGUGUGUGUGUGUGUGUGUGUGUGUGUGUGUGUGUGUGUGUGCUUUAUGCAGCCAGCCAGUAUUUCACAAGUAUUUUCUCCGAAAAAUAUAAGUUACUUUACUUUGUGACUAUGCCAGGGUCUACAUACGUAAGUUUUUUUUAUUGUUUUUGAAACAGCAGCACAACUUGUGAUACAUUGAUGUACACGCACACACCAAAUCUCGGGAACUGUAGUUUCCCACAGAGAGAUCUGCAACCCCAGCACCCUUAAAACUUCAGCUCCCAUGAUUCUUUGCAGCGGGUGAGAGGGAGCGACGGCCUUUUCAAUGUACGGCAUGAAGUAGGCAGCCAGAGAUCGCAACCAAUGCCCUAUUUGCAAGCAUCUCUGUGUAUGUUAUUGUACCUUUCCUCUGCAUGGGAAAUCCAGGGGAAAGUUUUGCCCUUUUGGUGGCGGCGCCCACGUUUUGGCGAAACACAACUAUCGCACCUUUUGAAAAAAGAAAAGAAACGAGAGGCUUCCUCCAGUUUCCUUGGCUUUGGCUUUUGGCAAGUCAGCCGGUCCCUCUGGGAUGCCUGCUUCUGCCCAUUUCAACACCCUCAGCCCAGGCCCUUUCCAGCGCCAAGGCUAUUUAGAGCCUUCACCCCGCCCUGCCUGCAGCUGCCCACAAUCGCUAAACUAAGCCACUGUCUGCUGGCGAGGGUGGAGGAUCCGUUCGGGCCGGCCGGCCUGCCUGCAGCUCCUCAAGAUGUUUGGCUGUGUAGAUCCAAAGCCUGGAGACCUGAUAGAGAUUUCCCGUGUGGGCUACCAGCACUGGGCCAUCUACGUGGGUUCCGGUUACGUGAUCCACCUGGCUCCCUCAGAUGACUUAUACCAGGCCAGCACCUCCAGCCUGAUGUCUGCCCUGUCCGAAAAAGCCGUGGUGAAGAAGGAACUCCUGUGGAGCAUCGUCGGGGACGAUACCUGCUGCAUCAACAACAAAUACGAUCAUACAUACGAGCCGCUCCCAGCGAACAAAAUAGUUCAGGAGGCGGAGGCACUCCUGGGCAAAGAAAUCCGCUACAACUUGGCCAGCGAGAACUGCGAACACUUUGUCACCAGGCUGCGCUACGGCAGGGCUAGGAGCGACCAGCUAUGCCCAUUGGAAGCCGACACUGAGAAUAACACACCAAGCCUAGUGAAGAUGAACGACGAGGAGCAAAACCACUCAGCCUUCUUUAUCAGGGUGAAGAACCCAGCUGAGCUGGAUGAAUUAAAACCUGGAGACCUCAUUGAGAUCUUCCGUUCUUCUUGUCAGCACUGGGCCCUCUAUGUUGGGGAUCGGAAGGUUGUCCACUUGGCAACCGAAUGUGGUGACCAUCUUCCAGAUGGAACUCCGAAUGCCUUGGCGGUCUUGCCCGACAGAGCUUACGUAAGGAAGGAUUGGCUGGAAGAUGUUGUGCGGAAGGACCGGUACCGGGUGAACAAUAAACAUGACGAGACGCAGCCGCCGCUCCCCCUGGCCAAGAUACUCUGGCAGGCCGAGGAGCUGGUGGGCAAGGAGAUGCCCUACACCUUCAACAGCCCCAACUGCGAGCAUUUUGUUAUGGAGCUACGAUACGGAGCGGAAAUGAAUGAGCAGGAUGAAAUUAAACCUGGCGACCUUAUUGAGAUCUUCCGCUCUUGUUAUCAGCACUGGGCCAUCUACGUUGGGGAAGGCAAAGUUGUUCACUUAGCUCCUGAAUGUGACCGCCUUGCAAACGGUGCUGCCAGCGUACUGGCGGUCUUGUCCGACAGAGCUUACGUGAAGAAGGACUGGCUUGAUGUCGUGGUGCGGAAAGACCAGUUCCGAGUGAACAACAAGCACGACCUCACGAUUCCCGUGCUGCCACUUGCCAAGAUCCUCCAGCGGGCAGAGGAGCUGGUUGGGAGGGAGAUGCCCUACAACCUGACGAGCCACAACUGCGAACACUUUGUGAUGGACCUGCGAUAUGGAGUUGCAAUGAGUGACCAGGUCACCGAGGCCAUUGCUGUGGGGACAAUUGGCAUGAUGGGUGUGGCAGCCGCCAUGAUCCGAUCUGCGGCGAAGAGGCGCAAGCACCGCUACGAAUAGCUCGUGGGGAGGGGCCAGGGGCCUCCAUGGCGGGAUCAUUACCAGCUCUGGGGGUGUUUUUUCGACUGCCCAGCGUCUUUUAUUUGACAGAUUGUUUUCAGACCACCAGACCAAAGAUUAAAUCAGAUUUCGUGACAGAAGAAAACCAUCCACCCACCCACACCGUGCUUGGAGCCAAUAAAACUCUCUUCAGGAUAUACGCUUGUGGCAGGAUCUGUUCUGUUGGCGACUCCGCUGAGCCCUACUUUGUCCGGUGGACGUUGCUAAGGCGACAAAGUGGUGAUGGCACUGCCGGUUUCUAAUGUGAAUAGCUAAGCAACAGAAAUGGUGGUACCAAGCCUCUUGUCAUGGUUGCUUGGCAACAAAGA
This is a messenger RNA of Zootoca vivipara (common lizard), 3270 nucleotides long. RefSeq lists its product as uncharacterized. Gene Ontology annotation, cellular component: cytoplasm. Gene Ontology annotation, molecular function: A2-type glycerophospholipase activity; glycerophospholipid phospholipase A1 activity. Lineage: Eukaryota; Metazoa; Chordata; Lepidosauria; Squamata; Lacertidae. The record is from RefSeq and is a predicted model, not a curated record. Gene Ontology annotation, biological process: N-acylphosphatidylethanolamine metabolic process.